AUGAAUGACAACUUCAUCCUUCACCUCACCAAUCCUUCUGCCAUGCCUCAAAGCAAAGGCAAUUGGUACACCCCUUAUAAGCGAGCCACAACUGCGCAGGUCAACCCUCAAGAUCAGGGCCAAAGAGGUCACAGUUGUCCUCAAGCUUCUGGAAGUCAAGUUCGCCAGGGUUCUCAAUCUUCUGGAAGUCAAACCAACCGUUCUGCACAAGCUUCCAAAAACGCAGUCAAGCAUACUGUUACUAGUCUGAAGAAGGGCCAGACCAAACUCCAGUCAAACAAGGACGCCAAUCCCUUCGGACAUACUUCAACUGUUUCAAAGAAGGGCAAGACCAAACGCCAGCCAACCACAGACACCGAAGACUCUGAGCAAGGCUCUCGCAAAUCUCCGAGUCCAAUCCAACAACAUGAUAUAGAUAUGUUGAAUGGUGAUGCCGAUUUCAACAAUGGAAAUCAACAUCCUCACGGAAAUAGUGAAGAAGAACAUGGAAAUCAAUUUCAUGAAGAAGAUGAAGCUGUACAUUGA
Molecule: messenger RNA, 525 nt
Organism: Melampsora larici-populina 98AG31
Lineage: Eukaryota; Fungi; Basidiomycota; Pucciniomycetes; Pucciniales; Melampsoraceae
Exons: 2
Coding region: 1-525 (174 amino acids)
Source: RefSeq, a predicted model, not a curated record